GAGGCGCUGCCGCAGGCCGAGGCCGCCGAGGUCACGUGUCCCCAGGAGGCCCCGGCCGCCGGCCCGGCCGCCCCCACCCCGCCGGGGGACCGGCCCUACAAGUGCGCCGAGUGCGGCAAGGCCUUCAAGGGCUCCUCGGGCCUGCGCUAUCACAUGCGGGACCACACCGGCGAGCGGCCCUACCCCUGCGGGGAGUGCGGCAAGGCCUUCAAGCGCUCGUCCCUGCUGGCCAUCCACCAGCGGGUGCACACGGGCCUGCGGGCCUUCACGUGCGCCCAGUGCGGCCUCACCUUCAAGUGGUCGUCGCACUACCAGUACCACCUGCGCCUGCACUCGGGGGAGCGGCCCUACCCCUGCGCCGAGUGUGGCAAGGCCUUCCGCAACACGUCCUGCCUGAGGCGCCACCGGCACGUGCACACGGGCGAGCGGCCCCACGCCUGCGGGGUGUGCGGCAAGAGCUUCGCCCAGACGUCCAACUUGCGGCAGCACCAGCGCGUGCACACGGGCGAGCGCCCCUUCCGCUGCCCGGCCUGCCCCAAGACCUUCACCCACUCGUCCAACCUGCUGCUGCACCAGCGCACCCAUUCCGCCGAGCGGCCCUUCGCCUGCACCGUGUGCGGCCGAGGCUUCGUCAUGGCCGCCUACCUCCAGCGGCACCUCCGGACACACGCCCCUGCGGCCCCCGCCCCCGCCCCGGCUCCCGCCGCCGCCGCCACCCAGGAUGUCCACGUGGUCCCCCACCUUCAGGCCACGCUGUCCCUGGAGGCCGGGCCUAGCCCCGCCAACUCUCAGACCUUCCUCCUGGUCCAGACAGCCCAGGGCCUCCAGCUCAUCCCCAGCAGUGUCCAGCCCCCGGCCCCAACACCGCCCCCUCCUACUCCCCCAGCACCCCCCAAGCUCAUCCUGCUGCCAGCCUCGGGAGCCCGGAAGAGCCCAAAGAACGGUGGGAGGGCAGGCCAGGGGCCCGGGAUGGUCUGGCUCCCAGGGCCCGGGGCAGUCUCGGGGCAGGGAGGAGGGGGGGGCAUAGCUGGAGGGGGCGGGCAGAGCCUCAUCGUCCUGCAGAGUGUGGGGGGUGGAGAAGUGGGGCCGCAGGAGACCAGUGGAGUCCGGCUCCAGUCUCUGCAGCCUGCACAGGAAGUGACCACCGUCCAGCUCCAGCCCCUCCAGCCGGCUCAGGAACCGGCACAGGAAGUCACCACGGUCCAACUCCGGCCAGCACAGGAAGUCACCACAGUCCAGUUGCAGCCCCUGCAACCAUCACAGGAAGUCACCACUGUCCAGCUCCAGCCCUUGCCCCCCACUCCCGAUGUUUCCCUGCAGCUCCAACCCGUAUCCAGCCCCCUGGCCAGCCCUGGGGGGUCCGGUGGACCAGCAGAGGCUCAGAAUCUGCUGGUGGUGCAGGGAGGGGCUGGUGAGGAACUGCUGGCCACCCCUGGGCCCAGUGGGGAUGUGGGGUCUGGGGAGGGAGGUGGGGGCGGUGGGGGAGCCGUGGUCCAGGAUGUGCAUUUUGAGACCUUACAGACAGCGGAGGGCUUGCAGAGCGUCCUGGUCCUGAGCGGGGCCGACGGGGAGCAGACCAGGCUUUGCGUGCAGGGGGUCGAGACCCUCCCCCCGGGGCUGGCCGAAUCACCUGCUCCCGGCACACAGGCUCAGAAACUUCUCAUUAUCCGCAGUGCCCCGGCUGCCCCUGCAGACCUUGUAGAGAACGUGCCCGGGGCCCCCCUGCAGCUGUUGGCUCCUCCCAGCCCAGCCCCUGUGCCCGCUGGGGCUCCCUCUGGGCCUAGUCCACAGGUGGUACAGGUCGUCCCUGGGGCAGCAGCAGGGCCCACUGGAGGGGCCGGCCAGCCCGCUUUGCCUUCUAUCCAUAUUGUACAGGCCCUGCCUGCUGUGCAGCUGGUCCACACCUUCUGAGUGAGGCCCUUGCACCCUCCUGAGAGGCAGGCCGGCCAGGGCAGACUCGGAGGGCGAGGGGCUGGACUCUCCCUCGUGCCUCAGCCGAGGAAAGGAGCCAGGGGCCACGUUUACCAAUAAAAAAAUGGUAUCUGCUCUGCC
This is a messenger RNA of Gracilinanus agilis (Agile Gracile Mouse Opossum), 2052 nucleotides long. RefSeq names its product zinc finger protein 628 (gene ZNF628). The record is from RefSeq and is a predicted model, not a curated record. The transcript has 2 exons. Gene Ontology annotation, molecular function: RNA polymerase II cis-regulatory region sequence-specific DNA binding; DNA-binding transcription factor activity, RNA polymerase II-specific. The annotation marks the transcript as partial. Gene Ontology annotation, biological process: regulation of transcription by RNA polymerase II. NCBI's taxonomy places the organism in Eukaryota, Metazoa, Chordata, Mammalia, Didelphimorphia, Didelphidae.